AUGAUGUGCAUUGCCUUGUUCUUCAAUGAACAGAGACAGGGCCCGGAGCAUCGGAGGGUUGACUCUCCUCCUCGAGUAUCCAGCAAAAAAUUUGAGCGUGAUCGUCAUCACGACCUCCAUUCCGAACACGCUCACCGUCGCAGCCGCCGGGAUGAUGAUAGAAGUCGGGAACGCCACCGUGAGGUUGAUCGCAAGCACCGUAAGAGUUCAAAAAAGCCAUCAUCGGAAUCAGAGCCAGUCACAGCUACCGAAUCAGAUGAUAAUCACAAGUCCAGUGUGUUCGCUCGGAUAAGCUUUCCAGAGGAGGAACUUUCUGGCAAACAACGAAAACCAUCAAAGUCUUCUCCAGCACCAGAAGUAGCCUCGGUCCCCGCGGCUCCAUCGGUUCGGAGGGAAAGAGAAUACGAAUCAAGUGAUGAUGAAGACAGACAUUUCAAGAGGAAGCCAUCAAGGUACUACGACCGGUCUCCUUCCGAUGACCGCCAUUCGAAGCACCGAUCAAAAGGAGAAAGAUGGCGGUCGUCUUGA
Molecule: messenger RNA, 528 nt
Organism: Arabis nemorensis
Lineage: Eukaryota; Viridiplantae; Streptophyta; Magnoliopsida; Brassicales; Brassicaceae
Source: the annotation of a GenBank genome assembly